Molecule: messenger RNA, 2028 nt
Organism: Batrachochytrium dendrobatidis JAM81
Lineage: Eukaryota; Fungi; Chytridiomycota; Chytridiomycetes; Rhizophydiales
Exons: 6
Coding region: 1-2028 (675 amino acids)
Biological process (GO): protein dephosphorylation; positive regulation of cytokinesis; regulation of exit from mitosis
Cellular component (GO): spindle pole; mitotic spindle; cytoplasm
Molecular function (GO): protein serine/threonine phosphatase activity; protein tyrosine phosphatase activity; protein tyrosine/serine/threonine phosphatase activity
Source: RefSeq, a predicted model, not a curated record
AUGCCAUUUUCUAAUAUUGGAGGUCUUAUUAAUCAUGCUACAAGCGCUACAGGAAAGGAAGUUAUUGCCAAGGCUCAAGAGCUGAUAAAGGACAGAUUGUACUUUACAAACCUUACGUUUGCACCAACUCAGCAUGCAGAUAUACACUUUUUUACUAUCGAUCAAGUGCUUGUGUAUGUUAAUUUUUACUCAGACUUUGGUCCAAACAAUCUGUCCCAUGUGAUGCGAUUUUGUGAGGUGCUACAGGGAAAAUUCAGAGAUCCCGCUACUAGUAACAAAAAAAUUUGUCUAUAUUCGUCCAUGGACAAUGACAAGCGCGCCAACGCAGUAUUUUUAAUCUGCGCAUACAUGGUUAUUGUUCAAAAUCAAACACCAGAGGAUGCAUACCGACCUUUUAUGAGCAUUUCUCCACCAUUUGUUCCAUACUGUGAUGCUGGAUAUGGUGCAGCAACCUAUCAUAUCACGAUUCUUGACUGUAUUCGAGGCUUGCACAAGGCUCUCACACUCGGAUUGCUUGAUCUUGAAAACUUAAACUUGGAAGAGUAUGAGUACUAUGAAAAGGUUGAAAAUGGCGAUUUUAAUUGGAUCACCGACAAAUUUCUUGCACUGGCUUCGCCCAAAGACGACCCAUCACAAUUCUUGGUGCAGCAAUCGGCUUUACUAACUCCUCAGCAACAACAACAGAUUGCUCUAUACAAUGCUAGUAUUGGUUCAGGAAUCAUUUACCCCAUCAGUGCUUCAAUCCAGAAACAACUUGGUAUACAACAAAGUCACCAACAGGCGCAGGCAGAACUAACACGUCGACAAAAACUCUUUAGUGCUUAUAGCAUGGACAAUUUGAUUCGAUAUAUGAAGGAAAAAAACAUCAAAACCAUUAUUCGUUUAAACAAUAAGACAUAUGAUAAGCGUAAGUUUGUUUUGGCCGGCAUCGAACAUAUUGAGCUGUAUUUUCCUGAUGGAACUACACCGCCCGAAGGCAUUUUAAAACGAUUCCUAGAGAUUUGUGAAACACGUGAAGGUCCUAUUGCUGUGCAUUGCAAAGCUGGUCUAGGCCGAACUGGUUCACUGAUUGCAUCGUUUAUCAUGAAGCACUACAAAAUGACUGCGUGUGAAGUUAUUUCGUUUAUGCGAGUGCUCCGUCCAGGAAGUGUUGUAGGUCCUCAGCAAAACUAUCUUCAAGCAAUGCAAACCAAGCUGUGGAAAAUGCACCCCAACAAUCCGCUUUCAACCGAGAUUUUGUGCCGCAAAGUACCCACUUAUCCCAACAUAAAGCGAUUCGGAUGGCCCAUUUUCAAUGCCAAUGGAUCUGUAAUUGGAGUCGCUCAGCCACCUCAGCAAAAUGCUCAAUUGCAACAAAAGCGAUUCAUGUCAAACGAACUAGAUGGCUCAUCCCCUACAAAUGCAAAUCUUGCCCCGAUGGAACUAGAUAAUAAUGGUAACUACAAUUCAGAUUCUCGUCGUGAGCUAUCCUUUAUUCGGGGCGGAUACUCCCAAGUGGAUGCAUAUGAGGCGGAGUUGGAACGUGAGCGUCAAAAUACCAGCAUUGGCGAAUUGCUGAUUCCUGUUCAACCUCGCAAGGCACAACCUGGUAUUUCAUCUACUACAACCAAUCGUGCUCAGCCAAACUUUGAUAUAUGGAGACAAGCUUCCACUACUAAUCAAACACAACCCCAGCAACUGCACUAUACUCAUGCACGUCAUCUGAGUAUUGAAAAUCCACAACUUCAGGGAUCUUUUGGGCAGGUACAAAACAAUCAACAAAUGCGAUAUAACUUGCGAUCGCAAACUCCUAUCAACGGAACCACAAGCAUUCCUCCAAACGGUACUAAUCGUCAUAUUCCUCGUUCCAUUACACAAGGAUAUGAACAUACAGAUGCGUCCGAAGCUGCUAAAAUGUGGGGUCAAAUCAAUCAAGCUCAGGAAGCCCAACAGAUUCUUGUGCAGGACCAACGAUCUGAUGAUAUGGCAGGAUUUGUACUCACUGGAGGGCGUAUUUCCACUCCAAAUUCUGGAGGGAAUCGAAAAUAG